AUGGCACCCCUGUCCCUGAAAGCCAAAGGCCUCGGCGCCGCCAUGGCCGUGUACCUGUUAGGCCAGCCGAUCCAGUGCCCGUUCAUUAUACCCCCUCUUGUCGGCGACGCUGUGGCCUUGACCGUCGCGCAGGUCGGCUCCGCAGCGGCCAGCUUCGGCGGUGCGAUUGCCGGGGGCGCAGUUGCAUCCAAUGAUAAGAGAGGCUUUGAUCUAAACAGCCGCGCCGCCCAGGUCGAGGCACCCGAGGGAGUUCCCCAGUACAACUUUGAUCAGUGCGUGGACAGCUUAGUGGACCCGGCAGUCAGUGUGACGGUGACUGGUCCUGUUGAGAACAACGGUGUCCAAAUCGACGGCCUGACUUCUCAGUGCAUGGUUCUUGGUAAUGUCAUCACCGGCGAUGUGGAGGGCCCCGUGGCGACUCCCUGUGGCUCUGCGUGUCUGCUGUACAACAACCUGGACUCGGACCAGUAUUCGCAGAUGCAGUCCACUUUUGAGGAACUGAAGAACCUGUAG
Messenger RNA from Aspergillus puulaauensis, 513 nucleotides. RefSeq lists its product as uncharacterized. NCBI's taxonomy places the organism in Eukaryota, Fungi, Ascomycota, Eurotiomycetes, Eurotiales, Aspergillaceae. The record is from RefSeq and is a predicted model, not a curated record. Bases 1 to 513 code for a protein of 170 amino acids. The transcript has 2 exons.